AUGGACCGACACCGGUACUUCAUCUUCAACCAGAGGAGCGUCCUCAUCUUCGGCAUUCUCCAGGUGGCCUGUGCGGGUCUUUGUGUCAUCUGCGGGUUCAUGGACGCCGUUUUCCGCAAAGAUACGCCGCUGAGCAGCACCAGGACGCCGGUGUGGGGAGGGCUGGUCAUGGCCUGUCCAGGUGUUCUGGCGCUGUUUGCCUCCCAAAGGAAACACUCGGUCCUGGUGAGUGCGAUGGUCGUGGCUGCAGGACUUUCCUUCGUCACUGCAGUCUUCACAUCGAGCUACGCCUGUCUGACUCUCACCUACGGGGAGGAGGACCAAGAGGUCUUCCACCGUCACAACAGUCCUGAAGUGACGUUUGUCCUCCAUCGGAUGGUGAAGGGAGCGAACGCCACCAUCCUGCUGAGCUGCGCCGUCAGCCUGCUGCUGUCUUCUUUCAUUGCCUUCGUGGGCUGCCGCAGUCUGCCCUGCUGUGCCUGCUACGAUACCAGGACCGGACUGGAAACGCUGGUUCCUCAGUUUGAUCCCGGCGACACGGAGAUGACAGUCUGCACCUGGCAAGCAGGAGGCGAUGACAGACUCUUCAACUCUCCGGCUCAGUCCACCGACAGAAGCGCCACCGAGGGAGAGGAGGGUUCGCCCAAAAUGCCUCCAUACAGCCGCCUGACCUGACCGUCCGCGAUGCAGAGACUGAACGCUGCGGCCCUUCAGCCCAGAGGACGGACGUGAUGCACCUUUUACGUUUCUUAUUUAUGUACACGGGCAGACGGGAGGAACCUCGGGAAGUCAGGACGUUUAUAGACCUGUUAGAGAUGUGACUCAUUUAAACUCGUGAUCAGAAGAAGCUCUUUGGACUCUUUGACCAAACGUUUCCGUGGCCAGACUCCCUGUAAACCUUUGCCAAACCUGAACGCAACGCGGCGAGACUGAAAUGCUUAAUUUGUCGUGUGAAUCCAAAGACAUUUUAUGUGUAUUUAAUAAAUAAAGAUGGACUG
Messenger RNA from Stegastes partitus (bicolor damselfish), 998 nucleotides. RefSeq lists its product as uncharacterized. The record is from RefSeq and is a predicted model, not a curated record. Gene Ontology annotation, cellular component: membrane. Bases 1 to 675 code for a protein of 224 amino acids. The transcript is spliced from 6 exons. NCBI's taxonomy places the organism in Eukaryota, Metazoa, Chordata, Actinopteri, Pomacentridae.